Messenger RNA from Bombus pyrosoma, 6038 nucleotides. RefSeq lists its product as uncharacterized. The record is from RefSeq and is a predicted model, not a curated record. The coding region runs from base 1349 to 2428 and encodes 359 amino acids. NCBI's taxonomy places the organism in Eukaryota, Metazoa, Arthropoda, Insecta, Hymenoptera, Apidae. The transcript has 5 exons.
AAACGAGAAAGCGAGUGAUCAAGGAAGGGCAAGGAUGAUAGUGGGGGUACUUAGGAUUGACCGAAAGCGGGGUGUGGGCCACGUGCUUCGGUGCCUUUAUACAAUCGUAUAUAGGCACCGGUCGACCGAGUGGCCACUACCAUACACUGAUAGUCAUACACUCAGGCCGCACGAGAUAAAAGAGGAAAAGAACGACGUCGCGUCGGUCGAGGAAGAAGAAGGAAAAGAGGAAAGAGAACGAAAGAGAAUACAAUAGAUAGAGAAGGAACGGACAAGAGAAACGACCUACCGACAAGCAAGGCAGACAGACAGAAGUCCACCUUCCACUUCCAUUCCCUUACGCAGGUUCACUCCUACUAUAACGACGAACGAACAGCCUGCCUCUGCUCGCUCGCCUGCCUAUAGCUGGCUUCUCCUUCUCUGUUUCUAUACCUACCUACCUACCUACCUUCUCUGCGCCGUGGUUAACUCGGACAGAGGCGAGAGGUGAUACACUCGAUACAGUCAGCCAGACGAGGGCGACGAAGACCUCAGUCACCUCCUGACAUUCGGUAUGGUACGACCUUACCCCACUGGCGUGCAACUAAGAAGGUAUCGCCAAAAAGAGGGUUAAGAACAUCCAAGAAGAUCUCCGAGACUCGAGAUCAAACGAAGACAGCCGGUGAAAGGGAUAAUCACCCACGAACAAGAGGCAACUGGGAAAAACCGAGAAUAGGGACGCUAAACGAAAGAAAAGAAAGCAUCUCCACUGUUACCACCGCUACCGCACGGACCACCCUUAACGGUGUACCGAGCCGCUGAUUCUUUUUCCUUUCCACGCGAACCUCCCCGCCACAUUCUUAAGCACCUACCGCUCCCCUCCUCCUACCAUCUUCUGAGACAGCUCUCGUAACCCCCUUCCCCCCUCGUAUAAGAAUCAGUGCAUCGCGUGUGUCGGGACCAGUGCCAAACGGCUUGUGAUUCUGUGCGGACAGUUUUUCAAGUGUGAUCACACGUUCCACCCGAUAACCCGAACCAUCGGCAACUCUUAUGAUUUAGCCAAGAGCGUGGGCUAAAUCAGGGUCCUGUCUUCUAACAAUUCGUUAUUUGCUUUCUUAACGAUACCGCAUCGUAGAAAACAGACGCUAUCUAUUAUAAUAACAGUGCAUUCUCCAUGCGACUCGUAUCUGUCAACUACGUAAAUACACGCUCGAUGACAGGGUACCACUGACCCGCGCCUUCACGCAGCCAGUACGGUAUACAUCGGUGCUGCGACACGCGAGGAUAGAUACGUCUCGCUUGCUCCUUGGCUGCCACGCGCCACCGCGAGUGCCUGCGUGCGACGAGAGUGAUCAAGUGCUAUGCGAAUAUGACAGUUGAGGAGGAUACGACGAUCGCUUACGAUCGACAAAUGACAAUGGAGGCCAUUCUAGUUCGUGACCAAAGGACCACAUCGCACAGAGUUCUUGACCAUCGUACCUCGUCCAACGGUCUAAACAACACUACUGCAUCCAACAACAUGACAACGUCCACUAAAUGGUACAAACCUAUUUUGGAUAAGAAUCCAUGUUAUGCAGCGGAUGUCGCUCUGAGAAUAAAAAGAAACGAUCAAAAGAAGAGACACUUAUCGUGUGAUUCGUGCCCUGUACCUGCUUUUUACGACGAUCGGGGGAUACGAUCGAGAUACAACUCAUCCGUCACUGCGACCACGUGGCUGAGGUUAGGUAGUCUUUUGCUGGCCCUGCUCGUGGUCUCGGUGCACAGCGCUCCGACGAUGACCCUCGAGGGUAGACGACAUAACUCUCCCCCGAAAUGGGUGAAUCCUUGUGGCCUCGCUGCCGAAGAUUUUACCGGUGAUUUGGACGUGGUGCAGCUUACAGACUCGCAGCUUCUGCAACAAGUUGUCCUUCAAGCGAAAACAGCACUGAUGCACGCGGAACUUUUUCGUGAUGAUUACGCUAGACGAACGUUCAACAUCGAUUUCGCCGAUCUACACUCAUCGUUUAAAAACAGUCAUUACGAUUGGCUUCCCGGGCAACAGCAAAUUCCCAAGCAACUAGGAGAACAGCUGACGCAAGAAUUUCUAGACAAAUUAGAACUUGAUACGGCCUUGAUCGAUACGUAUGAAUAUAUGCAAAAGUUUGCAGUGGGUCUAGAACAGGUAGUUUGGGAUCAAGAAGAUCUAAACCUUCAGUUUAGCAAGCAAUUUAAGGCCACCGAAACUGCACUGCGAACGGUGCUGUGCGAGCUGCAAGUGGCAUUGGUGGAGCGACAGCUAUCUCCACGGCCAGACGUGUCACGCGACAUCAUGAAGUCGGAUAUUCGUAGCUUGGCAUCUUCAGAGACGUACCGCAGGUUACGCGACUGGGUAAUCUUUCGGGACUACAUGAACGGGCUGGAAUACGUGGUGCAAGUGUUCGAACACUUACUCCGCGGUCUGCAGUCCUGAGGAUGGCAAGGCGGAAGCCGAAGAAGGGCUACCAGGCGACGACUCGCCCAUCUCAGGAAACCGGAACAGUUCAACCUGGAUGGCCAACUUUCGUCAUGAGGUUGGAGAAGAAAGUGGGUAACGGGGGAAGAACCUAGGCAUGCUCUGCCAAGCAAGCCCAGGUGCUACCUACCCUUCUCGGUUCCAGUGAGAUGUGUCUCCAUGGCGACGAUCGGCCUAUCCGUCGGCCACAGAUCAGCUGGUGAUGCUGCAUCACAGUGAAACCGACAGAUAUACCGUAUCGUCGGAACGCGAAAGUGUGCGUGUGUAUCUGUAUCAAGUUGACUAGUAUGACUUUGAAACAGAGAAUCGACGAAAAUCGUUCACGAAUCUCGUCAAUAACAUACACCGCCCGUCGUUGAUGCUCACCGAGAUUCCACAGUGAGACAACCAAGGAGAUAGUGUGAACAACAAGAAACAGAGAGUCGUACGAUGAGCAGCCCAUUGGCUUUCGCCGCCGUAGUUCACGAACGUGUGUGAAUAUUACUCGAUUUCGUACGCGCUUACACCUAGUACGCGUCAUAUAUAUCACGCGUGAAAAUCCAUGUCCAAAGUAUAAUUAUUAUAUAGAAGAGGAUCGCUGAAGAUGACAGACACCAAUCCCGUGCAACAUCUUACCGUUCCUUGAGAUUUCCAUCAUCGAGCAAAGCGUUGUACUCUUAAGUUUCUUCUGAUUUAUCAGUUCUUUCACGUUUGGUAUCGCUGCUCUGACAUUGUGCUCUUAAAUUACUCGUGUGCAUCGAUCGAUUUUUAGAAAAUCACUCAUAACGUUUAGCAUUUUAUCGGCUUAAUGAUUCAGUCUAAUAUUUUAUACCGUUAGACGUAAAUUUCUUUCUUUUUAUUUAACAGAACGGUAUCUGAUUUUACUCGGCUAAUUUUACUCACAUUUUACUCCAUGGUAUGUCACUUUUAAUCGGCGUGGAUUUAAAAUAUAAAGGUUUAUACAAUCAUCGAUGAUCAUUCUGUCCAUUUGGACAAUGUAUCAAUAUGUUUUCUCUUUCGAAUAAUUCUCCUUUAAAAACGGAGUUGUUCGAAAGUUUCAAAGCAGCGGCACCAACAAAUAUUUCACUGUCAUUUUCAUUCAGGGAUUCAUUGAGGGAAAAGAAACGAACAAGGCGUGAAAGAAGUUGAGCCGACAGGGAGAGAGGAAAGGAUUCAGAGGGAAUCCGUCUAAACGAGCUUGUGCACCACAACGGUAUUAUAUCAUAAGUAUACAAGAAAAUACAGUAUUCGCGCUUUAACUUAGAUUAUGCGUGUCGUGCGAGAAGGAAGUAAGAGAAAUUUCUGCGUAUGUGCUAUGCCGCGUGAUAUCACGCGCGAACCCUGAAAAAAGGUACAGCACGGCGUCGAUUAAAUCAUCGACGACGAAAGAAAACAAAUCUCUCGACGAGCCAUCCGCGCCCACUCUUAAUCCUACAUGAUAAUUUAUUGACUAACUGUAAUAUUAUUAUAUUCGUAUUUAUUCAGAUUAUUUAUUUUAUUUUUGUAAAGAUUUUACAUGUCUGAUUAACUGUAUUUAAAGUGUCUAGUUGAGCUUAAAAUUACCUAGAGUAUAGGAAAGAUACAGAAGGAUAUAUAUUAUUAUUAUUAAUUAUUAUUAUUAAUAUUAUUAGUAGAAUUUUAAUAGUAUCAUUAGGGGAAGAAGGAAACGCAUCGACGCGGCCGACGCCAUUUUACGUUACGCGCCGCGCUGCUGCUGCAACUCCCUUCGCUCGACGUACCUUUCAACGGUAUGAACAUUUAAAAUUUCAUAACGAUACAUACGAUCCGCAACGUCCGUUCCUCCCGCUCUUUUUAUCCGUUGUGAUGUUUUAUUUUCAACGAUUGAUACUAAAUCAAUUUUAUCCGGUAUUGGUUCAAUGGGUGGGCUUUUACGACAAAAUUUCUUUUCCUUCUUUAUUCUUUUUUCCUUAUUUCUCUUUUCUCUUUUCUUUUUUGUUUUUUAUAUAUAUAUACAUAUAUAUAGUGCCUGACACUUCGAUUUUUGAUCUAGCGAUAUCAGAGACUGUUGUAGGCUGAACAAAACGUAAUCUUCGAUGACUCGAAAGUAUUAUAAUUUUAUCAGUAAUUCAACUGCAUUUUAUCUUCUGUACUAGGAUUUUAAUCUCUUGUAAAAUUCGUUUAUUUUUACUACCAUCGAUUUUUACUGAAACUUUACCAUUUCACUUUCUCUUUUUAUUCCAUACACUUUCCUGUCUAGAAGAAAGCGUCGCGUAAGCUAUCACUUCGACAUUUGCUCGAAGACGGUCGACUUCACAGACUUUUCGUACUUACAAUCCGAAGCUUGGAUACGGGUAAGCGCGUUCCGUUCCGUAAAAGAAAGGACCGCUUACUUUCAUAUUUAAUUUUCAUGUCAUUGGCGGCCUAUAAGCUUACCAUAGAUAGUUAGUAUAAAGCGUGCAGGAAGUUCACGAUUGGUCGCACUGUUCGUGUAAUUUUGUAAAGUGUACGCGGAUGCACUUUAUACGAGACGCACUUUCAAUCCGAUAUUAUCGUAUCUGUGAUAUGCAUCGUCGAAAGUCGCUCACACGACUAAUUAUUAUCAUCGUCGAAUUGUACUAACUGAUUUUUUCGAGUUCUGAUUCCGUCGAAGGGGAGGGAAAGGAAGAAAGAUAAAUGGAGGGUGUAUCGAAAGAAGGCGCUUAUGCGUGCUGAUAUAAAACAACAUGAGAGAGGGAGAGAAAGGCCGAUGUGUGUGGCAAUGUCGAUCUCACGAAUCGAUCUCGAAUGCGCAUUUCAUUUUAUCACUGCUAUUUUAUAUAUUUUUUAUUUAGUAUAUCGUCACUUAUUCUUUGACGGUAUCGAUCAUUUUUUUUUUUAGCUUCUUUUUCAUUUUCUUCUUUUUUUUUCUCUCUCUCUUUUACAUAAGGAAGACUGCCAUUUUAGUUAGAAUCGUUCCAAUCAUCGUAGGAUACGAAUCUAUUUAAAAAUCGGACGCGUUUGACAUUCGAGAAGAAAAGAGGUCGCAGAUUUGUAAACGCUAGGAAGGACUUCGGCAAUUGCACGUAUUGAUCAGAAAGCAGCAGCGCAGCCUGUUCGAGCGUCGAUUAGCAAAAUAAUCCUACCGAUUGCCGAUAUGGAUUCUGUCUUUUUAUUUCUCUUUGAAUUGAAAUUCGAUCAACUCUUUAUUCGAAUUUAAUAUCGCGUCGAAUCACCGUUCGCACGCUAUUUCUUUGGCAAAUUUUUUCCGUCUUUUGUCAUUAGACGCGGUGUAUUUAUGUAAAGAUACGUGUAACGUGUCUGUUAAAAAAAAGGAAGAAAAAGAAAGCUCAUUUUUCCUAUGGAAUUGAAUUGGAUGAAACGAUCGUUGAUUCAAACGAUUGAAAGAAUAUUAGAGUAGGUUCCGGUGAUGCGUUUCACGGGCACAUUUUACGUGAUCGAUACGGGCGAUAUAAAAUUUUGCGUAAAAUAAUUAUUGAUCGCUUGGUAUAUGUUGUACAUAAACAGAUUUGAUGAUAUAGAAGCUGCAAAGUAUAAUUAUAUAUGUGAAUAUGUAAUAUGUACACGAGCCCCUACCCUAGAACGUCCGCUCUGUUGUAUCAUAUUAAACCAAAGACAGUUCAACAUGGUA